Molecule: messenger RNA, 1034 nt
Organism: Danio rerio (zebrafish)
Lineage: Eukaryota; Metazoa; Chordata; Actinopteri; Cypriniformes; Danionidae
Gene: cyba
Product: cytochrome b-245, alpha polypeptide
Biological process (GO): innate immune response
Cellular component (GO): plasma membrane; NADPH oxidase complex
Molecular function (GO): heme binding
Source: RefSeq, marked provisional
GCACUCAAGUGAUCAUGGCGAAGAUUGAGUGGGCGAUGUGGGCCAACGAGCAAGCUUUGGCUGCUGGACUCAUUUAUCUGACUGGUGGAAUCGUUGGGGUGGCUGGUCAGUUCAGAGGCUGGCAGUUUGCAGCUUUUGGGAUUGCUGCUGGUGUGUUUGUGUGUUUGCUUGAAUAUCCACGCAGCAAACGGGGCAAAGGCACCAGUAUUGAGAGAAGCGGUCAGUACUGCUUUACAGUGUGUGUAAAAUCUUUUGGACCCCUGACCAGAAACUAUUACGUCAGAGCUUUCUUACAUGCUGCGCUCUGUGUCCCUGGAGGGUUCAUGUUAGCCACAGUUUUGGGAUGUGUGUGUCUAGGAAUGGCAAGUUUGAUCUACCUCUCUGCAGCUAUUCAUGGAGAGCACUGGGAGCCUAUACUCCACAUAGAGACAAAAAAACGUCUUGGGGAGAGCAUCAAAGAACCUCCUCAAAACCCACCUCCCAGACCUCCCCCUGAACUGCGACGUAAAAAAGCAGAUAACCUGGAUGCUGCAGCAUAUGACAAUCCUAUGUCUGUCACCAUCAACGAAUAAAGAUUUCCUAAAAGUGUAAAUAGUUCAAGAGGUGAUGGCAACAAGUAACAGUAAUAUGGAAUGUUUAUGAUGAGUUAUACAGACAAACUGCAUUAUCAUCUGAUAUAAUUGUCUUAAAACUUAGGAUGUCACUCAUUUGUUGUGUCUAAAAUAAUGCCACAUUUUAGUUCCACUUUUUUGUUAUAUGUGUAACCUUUUUCUGUGUCUUUUUUUUUGUUGUCUAGAAACAAUAUUUUAUUUAUCUCUGAUUUUUAAAGUAAAGAAAACAAAAUCAUGAGAUGGUCAUGUAUGAAUGAUGAAAGCCUGUUUUAAAAUGUUUUGUUACAAGGAACAAGGAAGUUAAUUUCCUUUUGUGUCCUCUCGAUGACUUGUUUGAAAUGUUAUAUGAAAACAAACAAAAAAAACUUCAUCUGACAUCUACCAAGUAGAUAUAAACAAUAAAGAUAAAUGGAAAAUAUCUGA